Amphibalanus amphitrite is the source of this 2052-nucleotide messenger RNA. RefSeq lists its product as uncharacterized. The coding region runs from base 182 to 1297 and encodes 371 amino acids. Gene Ontology annotation, molecular function: myosin light chain binding. NCBI's taxonomy places the organism in Eukaryota, Metazoa, Arthropoda, Thecostraca, Balanomorpha, Balanidae. The record is from RefSeq and is a predicted model, not a curated record. The transcript is spliced from 8 exons. Gene Ontology annotation, biological process: spermatogenesis.
ACACGACAAAGCAAACCAACGACGAGCCAGUUCUGUUUUUCGUAGCGAGCGAAUGCGUGUAUGGGGGCGGUUGUGUCUUGCAUUUUUCCCGAGGUGUAGCGAAUGAUCGUCGAAAAAAUGCGGUGCGGUAGGUGACAACGGACAAUAAUACGAACCGAGCGACUCUGACUCCACAUCAACCAUGUGCAAAGCCGGCAUGAAACGAAGAUCGCAGAAGGUGGAAAUUCUUCUGGACAUUCAAAGCGUGCGGAGUCCGGACGCCUGGGUACCCUGUAAUGGAGCCAUCUACCUCAGCAUCUGCCUGCUGGGACAGUACAUCCGCACCAAGGACAAGGCGCCCAUCUUCCCCAUCAACUUCAACGAAACGUUCGUCGUCGAAAAGGUGUUUGGUCACGUGUUCCGGCUGGCCGACCUGGACGAUAUGCUGGACGCCGAGGUGGUGUACCUGGAGCUGAUCCAGCGGCCACCGGCGGGACCGGACACCGUGCUGGCCUCGUUCGAGACGUCCGCCCGUGAGCUGCUGUUUCCGCGGGCGGCGGCAGCCGACCGGCCGGCACGGGCCCACGCCGACCUUGACCUCAUCAUGGAGCCGACGGCGCACUUCGUGGGCUCGGUGGCCCCACGUUUAGAGGUGGCCACAAAGACCACCGUCAGGGAGGUCCGUACCAGCCUGCCGCCGAGACUGGGUGGCCGCACCGGGACCGCCGCUGCUCGCGCCGCCACCGCCGGCCAAGCUGCCGCCGUAGCUGUGCCCAAGGUGUUGCGCGGCCGUCCGGCCGGCGACCGGCCGCCGUUCCGCUGGCGGCGCCCGGAGACGGCUCUGAUCGGCCGUGAGAUCGGCGACCCGCCGCCGCCGACGCGCCGCCGCCGCCGCAGCCGCAGCGACCCGCCGGCGGGCGCCGGCCGCGGCCGCCACUGUCACUGCUCGUGCUCCGGUCAGCCGGCGGCGGCGGCCCGGCCGGCGCGGAGCACCAGCAGUGCCGAGCGGGCCCCGCCGAGCUCCUCUGGCGGCCGGGCGGUCCGCUCCCGCUCCGUGGAGCCGCUGCCCGUCCAGGUGGACGAGGGAGCGCCGCCACGCGCCGGCUGGUGCGCGCACUGCCAGACCCACCACAUCAUCCACCACUGUUCGGUGUGCGAGGCGUACCAGCGGUACUUCGGACGCGGCUACCCGGGCCACUACCACCACGACUGCUGCGACUGCCGCUGUCCGGUGAGAUUAACUCCUCAUAUCGACAGAAGGCUACCCGGGACACUACCACCACGACUGCUGCGACUGCCGCUGUCCGGUGACUACUGACGGCGUGCGCCAUGUGUGCGGAAAGCCGCGGCCGGGCGGCAGCGACGGCACAGACUCCGAGGUCAUGUCUCAGGACAGCGGCCACCUGGCGCAGGAGUGGCAGGACAUUGUGCGCGCCUCGCCGCAGCAGCGCACUCAAAGACACCGGUUCUAUGACGAGCUCGAGGAUGUCUAUCGGAGAAUGUACGCCAGCGCCGCGCGCCGCGCCGUCAGGGGCCUCGUCAGCUGAGAACCGUCAGGAGUCUCAUCAGCUGAGAGCUGUCAGGGGACAGGGGUCUCACCAACUGAGAGCCGCUGAGGGUCCCAUCAGCUGAGAAGUGUGGGGAGGAACCUUAUCAACAGAGCGCGACGGGACGGGACAAGUGCAGCUGUGGACACGUCCCGAAUUACCGGGAAACCGACGACGGAACGGUGUCAGGCCCGGGGAGGAGUGUUGGUAGGACGAUGCUGACACGAUAGUUGUUGAAUAGGAUGGGCGAUGGUAGAUGUUGUUUUAGCGCUUGACGAAUCGAGAGAUUUUUCCGAGCAACGAAACGAAGUUUAUGUUGACAGAUUGUUGUCUGAUAUAUAGGCGAUUGGAUCGCUGAUCAGUGAUCACCUGCCGCAAUACCAAUCCUGCAAUGAUGUUUUUGUUACAAAGUUAUUUUUAUCAUAUAUAUAGAAACGCUAUUACUGAGAUUUUAGGGGUACAUUUCUGUCUGAAAACUGUACUAUGUAUUCGUUAAUGUCAAUAAAUAUGGUUGUGCGUCCGAACA